Darwinula stevensoni is the source of this 1905-nucleotide messenger RNA. NCBI's taxonomy places the organism in Eukaryota, Metazoa, Arthropoda, Ostracoda, Podocopida, Darwinulidae. The record is from the annotation of a GenBank genome assembly.
AUGCAGCCGUUGUCGAUGGGAAGGUGGAAUGGAAAGGAUGAUGGGAUUAAAUUCCCUGCGUCCAACUUCCCCGAAGAGAUCAGACCGAAUGAAUUAGUGGAUGUUAUAGUGGAUCUCUCUCGCACCAUCUAUGAACAGAUCGACAACAUCGCCCCUGUCAGGACCAUCGAGUGGCCCAUCGUGGAAGCGAACAUGAGCGUUCCUUCCAUGGGUCUUCAUUUCUCACUCGGGAUAACCGUAAGGCUGACUCAAUGCACUUUGUUCGGGCUUCAUACUGGGACCCGCCAUGGAAGGUGGAAUGGAAAGGAUGAUGGGAUUAAAUUCCCUGCGUCCAACUUCCCCGAAGAGAUCAGACCGAAUGAAUUAGUGGAUGUUAUAGUGGAUCUCUCUCGCACCAUCUAUGAACAGAUCGACAACAUCGCCCCUGUCAGGACCAUCGAGUGGCCCAUCGUGGAAGCGAACAUGAGCGUUCCUUCCAUGGGUCUUCAUUUCUCACUCGGGAUAGCCGUGAGGCUGACUCAAUGCACUUUGUUCGGGCUUCAUACUGGGACCCGCCAUAUCCGAGCCAACAUUGAACUGCCAAAUUCGGUGGACGUGAAGAUCGCGAAAGCAGAAAUCCAGGCACUGGCAGUGAUCCAGGUGUGCGAGGUGAUCCAGCAGUACUACUCCCAGCCAACGAGUACCUUGUACACCAACAGGAAAACUUUUUUCAUGCUUCCUCCUGCUUUCACCAUCUGCCCCAGACCAUCUCUCGUCUCCAGCUGGAUGACGGAUCUGGAUCGCUCGUACGAAGGAUUGAAGCCUGGGGAUUUCUGGAGCAGGGUGAGGCAGGCCAAAAACAUGACCGCUGCACAGGUUUUCCUUCGAUGGAUGUUCCCGUCAAACCCCGGUCAUUGGAAAGCCAUCAUCCCUUUCGCCCAGAUUGGCGAAUUCGUUCCCGAAGACGAGGUCAACAUGACGAUGAGAAACGGGGAAGUGUUUGAAAAAUUCCAGAAUGGUUUGGGAGCUCGUAUUUAUCGAGCCUUUUACACGUACAUCGACUCCCAAGACUCGUUCAGGGGAGAUUUCUUCAAAUGCCACAGUCUUUUCCUGAAUCAAGAUAUCUUCCAAAUUUUUUCAAUGAAGAAUCUACACUGUAAAUUCCUUAGAUUCGAGUUCGCCCUUGGGAAUGUGACUGACAUGAUGCAACCUAUUCCCCCACAUGUCGACGUCUACAUCCACGAUCUUCGCGAGUCCUACACAAACUUGGGUUUCUUCCACGGAGUCCAGAUAAGUGUGGUGAACGGGUCAGUUGUCAGCGUGGCCAUUCGUCCACACCGCACAUUGCUGGUCAAUAGGAAGGACCAGCCUUGCUCUUCGAGCAGGACCUACAGCUAUAGCACGUGCAUGGAGAGGUGCUUCUGGAAUGUGAUCCAGACCUCACCAGAUGUUCCUUGUUUGUCACCACUGCUUCUGCCCAGAAGCAUCAACGCCACCAAGCCGGAUUGCAGAACCGCGUCCGAGGAGGACGAGCAACUGAGGAUCGUCUUCGAGGAGAAACUGAGACUCUUUAGAGGCGAGACAUGCAACUGCCCCAAGAAUUGCCACAUCAAGAACUACCGCGUCGCCAACGAUCCAAACGCGCACGUCUGCAGGGAGGCGGUGCAGUCGCCGCAUAUGUGGCCCCUCGCGGAAGGGACGACGGCGACGCUUAUUUUUUCGUUUCCAUCGUCUCGAAUGCCGCAGGUCGCCGAAAGGCUGGCAUUGUCAGUGGGUGAUCUGUUGUCGACCGUCGGCGGUAUCGUCGGCAUCUGCCUCGGCGCUUCGAUCCUCUCUCUCUUCGACAUCCUGGAGCAAGCUUGCCUCUACUCCUUCAAAAUUGUCCACAGAAAAAUUCGGCAAACGACAAUAGGUUCCAAGAGAUGA